Molecule: messenger RNA, 807 nt
Organism: Aspergillus alliaceus
Lineage: Eukaryota; Fungi; Ascomycota; Eurotiomycetes; Eurotiales; Aspergillaceae
Product: DUF1772 domain-containing protein
Exons: 2
Coding region: 159-707 (182 amino acids)
Source: RefSeq, a predicted model, not a curated record
GAACUUGAAGCUCACCAAUUGUUCCUGAUGAAGGUUUAAGUCAUGCGUAGAAAUGUCGUCAUGGAUGUCCUGCUCGCACUGAUAAAAACUCUUCCCAGCGCCAUUCACACUUCAACACGUUUCAUUCUAAAGCUUCAUUUCAGCAACGGAUCAACAUCAUGAGCCCAUAUCCUGUCGCUUUCUGCGUCGCCCAAGUGGUGGGCCUAACUGGCGCUGCUUGGCUUUCCGGCAGCAUUAUCUCUUUGAGCACAAUCACUGUGCCUGCACUAAUUAAGGCGACGCGCGAAGAUAAUAUGCCCCUUGAUAUUGCCGUCAAAUCAUGGCGAAAUAUUUAUACCAAGGGCAAAUCGCAAUCUCCUCCUGUAGCCGCAGUCACGUCCGCAGCAUUCCUUUAUUGUGGCUGGGCGGUUCGCGCGGGCACAGCACUAGCCCCAUUGACACCGAGCAACGGCUCUCUUAUGUAUUGCACCGCAGCAGUUUUGACGUUAGGUAUCGUGCCCUACACGCUUGGCCUGAUGUCCGAUACAAACAACCAAUUGAUGGACAAAGCCAACUCGAAGUGGGUGGCGGACGAGAAGUCGAGCACGGAAGUCGAGUCGCUGUUGACCCGGUGGCUGAAACUCAAUACCGGUCGGGGGUUGCUGCCGUUGGUAGGAGGUCUUAUUGGGCUCGUUGCGGCGACUCCUCGGCCGUUGGAGCUGCUUUAAUUCUCUAGGAAGCCACAUUAACUUUGUACUGUAGGAUCAACACUGUACUAGAGGAGGUAUUCUCGAGUGCGUCUUGGCGUUGAUUAGAUACUUUGUUGUU